Tetranychus urticae (two-spotted spider mite) is the source of this 1418-nucleotide messenger RNA. It is a transcript of the gene ifc, whose product is annotated as delta4-sphingolipid-FADS-like protein ifc. Lineage: Eukaryota; Metazoa; Arthropoda; Arachnida; Trombidiformes; Tetranychidae. Gene Ontology annotation, molecular function: sphingolipid delta-4 desaturase activity. The record is from RefSeq and is a predicted model, not a curated record. Gene Ontology annotation, biological process: ceramide biosynthetic process. Gene Ontology annotation, cellular component: membrane.
AAACAACCAAUAAAACCAGGCAGUUUGGGUUGAGAAAAAAAUCCUCUCAUUUUUUACAAUUAACUGUCAAUCGAUAUUAUGUUAAAUCGGUUUGAUUUUGUUUGUUUUGUUUUGACUUACCGGCUCAACUAGGAUUGAUUAUAAAUCACGAUUAUUUACUCUAUCAAAUUGGUGGCAAAUAUUCAUUCCGAGUGUUUAAUUCAUAAUUGUCGUUGUUCUCUUAUGUGAUAUCUCUUCCAACUUAUCGUGGAAAUGGGUUCUAAAGUUUCUCGAGACAAUUUUGAAUGGGUUGGAGGUGAUGAACCUCAUGCGACACGUCGUAAGCUUAUCCUGGCUAAGCAUCCAGAGAUAAAAAGUUUAAUGAAAGUUGAUCCCAACUUCAAAUGGAUCGUGUUAUCGCUUGUCAUCUUUCAAAUAAUUACUGUGAUACUUUUAAGGAACGUUACCUCUUGGUUUAUUUUAUUCCCCAUCUGUUAUUUCAUUACGGGAACUGUAAAUCACGCAUUAAUGCUCGCUGUUCACGAGAUCGCCCAUGCUCAAGCAUUUGGUCCUAAUCGUGUUAUGGCUAAUCGUAUUUUUGGUAUGAUUGCCAACCUCCCUCUUGGUAUUCCAAUGUCUGUUUCGUUCAAAAAAUAUCAUUUGGAACAUCAUAGAUAUCAAGGUGAUGAUAUUUUAGACACCGAUAUACCUUCGAAGUUUGAGACGCAAUUCUUCACAACAACAUUUCUAAAGCUCAUAUGGGUCACUCUUCAGCCUUUCUUUUACACUAUCAGACCAUUAUUUGUCCAUCCUAAACCACCAACCAUCCACGAGUUAACAAAUCUAGUUGUUCAAUUAACUUUUGAUAUAAUCAUAGGAUUGACAUGUGGAUGGCAUUUAGUUUUUUACCUUAUUCUUGCUAAUAUUAUUGCGAUGGGUCUUCAUCCAGUUGCUGGACAUUUUAUCUCUGAACAUUAUAUCAUGUUUGAUAAAGAGAAUAUCCAGACAAAUGAAACAAGUGUUACUCAACAUGACGGAAAAUUCUUAAUCCCAGAAACAUGCUCAUACUACGGUCCUCUCAACUAUCUCACUUUUAAUGUUGGAUAUCAUGUUGAACACCAUGAUUUCCCUUCUAUACCUGGAAGUAAAUUACCAUUAGUUCGAAAAAUAGCUCCAGAGUUUUACAACCAUCUUAACUAUCAUACUUCUUGGGUCAAAGUUAUUUGGAGAUAUAUUACCGAUCCAUCCGUCGGACCAUUUGCAAGAGUUAAACGACCACACAAAUUUGGAUCAAAAGAGGUCGAGACAAACGAUGAUUCAGUUCUUUUAAGCAAGGCUAAUGGUGUCAACAAAUCAGCCAAUGGUGUAAAAAAAGACUCUUGAUCUUUAUCAUCUCUUAAUUAUUAAAAAAUUAAAUCACUAGUCUUUAUCCGCAUAAU